CGCUUCGUGUAUAGUGUACAGCUGUGUGUGCGGUUCCUUUGCGUUCUUGGGGAAAACCAGCGCGGUACAGGGGCCUACAGCACACUUGCUGCCAACGCUCGUUUCCUCGUAAACUCACGAGAGCGCCGAAUGACGGUGUACGUCAUGCCAAACAUGCGCCAAUUUUCCCGUCCCCAGACAGAGCGUAGGGCAGGAAAAAUCCCUCCACACGAGACGGCCUCCGGCACCGUAGUUUGUGUUUUGAUGCCGUCGGAAGCGGACGUGAAAUCGAAAAUUCAUUGAAUCGGCUCCUCGCUGCUUCGUGCAACAAGUGGACUUCUUGAAAGGGAGCCGGGUGAACCGACAUAUCGAUCCAACAAACUAGAACGACUCUGCGACGGCAUCCUUUGGCCUAGUAUCCGUAGCGACUGUUGCUCUCCAUCACUACUCCGUACCCCAGCUGUGCUGCAAUUCGUUUGUGUAUCGGAUCGAAUUUCUUACGGAGGGUAGUUCUAGCCAAGCGAAAACGGCGAUGAGAUAUCCAAACACGCUCGAUCUCAAUACGUACCGGGCGUACAUGUGUGCCAGGCACUUGAAUCGUGACAAACACCGGCAGCUCGAUGCCAUCAAUCUGGACUGGGACUUGAAUGUAGCGGAACCGCUCAAAACGCUGUGUCUGAAGGCGAUCGCCGAAAACUGGAUGACGGUACCGUACUUCCGCGAGCUUCCCCUGUGCGAAGACCGACAGUAUCUUCUGGAUCUGUUGGAUCUAAACUUUCCACUCGAGAAUCUGUGUGCCCGCGUCCGUAGCGAUGCAUUUUGGAAGCGGGCAUUCCAGCACCGUUGGCGCAAUUUUGUCCCCAUCGAGGUGGGCUCAAAACCUUGGAUCCGGAUCUAUCUUGAGCAGCAUCUGUCGGAGACGAUCGAACAUCUGAAGCCGGCCGACUAUGAUCAGGAGAGUGUGAGGAAAAUCAUCGAUCUGUGCUCGCCGUUUGUGCGGGAACUGCGUAUCGAACGGCUGCAACCAUCGCUCUCCGACAACAGUGAUCACGUGCCAUUCGACAUGAUACUCGGGUGUUUGCGGAAGCUGCAGCGAAUCAGCUUAACGUACGAUGUGAAGGACGUUGGCCACAAUUUCUUUCUCGGAUGCGCGACCAUCACGGAGAUGGAUGUGAAACUGAUGACGCAGGGUCUGGAGCGGUGCGGAGAUUUGACCGAAUUCCGGUUGCACAGCAGUAAACUCGAACCGACCAUGAUGAAGCGCAUCAGCGCGGCACUGAUCAAGGGCUGCCCCAACCUGACCACGAUCGCUUUUCCACACUGUCGCUGUGGCGAUAUCGGUCUGCGGGCGUUCUGCGAACCGAUCAAACCGAACUCUUUCACCAAUAUACGGGAGAUCGUGCUGACUAACAACUUCCUGUCUCCGGAAAGUGUCCAGGAGCUUACGUGGCGCCUGCGGCAUCGCCCUAUCCAGCGACUAGACCUCCGGCUCAAUCCCAUCCUCACCGAUGGUGCGAUGAUCAUCAUGACGGGCGUGCUGUACAUGCCACUGAAAGAACUCAAUCUAAGUUGCUGUUCGAUCGAUGAGCAAAUCGAGGAACAUUUGCUGAUGUUGAUACGGUUCAACUCUACCAUCAGGCGGCUCGAUAUUUCCUCGAACCGUCUGGGACCGGCCAUGGGCGAACGGUUGCUGCAGCGAGUGCGCGAGAAUAAAGCGCUCCAGCAUUUCGAUCUACGCAAUACGGACAUUUCGUAUGAUGUGCGGGCGAUCAUCGAUGAGGUGAUCCUUGAAAAUCGCGAUCCACACAGCUUGAGCAGCUGGUAGCGUAGAAGAUCCCUCUGUAUUAUCUAUAUUUUGCUCUAUGUGUGAAUUAUGAGUGUGUACUAAUUGAAUAUACUUUAAAUGGUGCGU
This is a messenger RNA of Anopheles darlingi, 1891 nucleotides long. RefSeq lists its product as uncharacterized. The transcript has 3 exons. NCBI's taxonomy places the organism in Eukaryota, Metazoa, Arthropoda, Insecta, Diptera, Culicidae. Bases 512 to 1804 code for a protein of 430 amino acids. Gene Ontology annotation, molecular function: protein binding. Gene Ontology annotation, cellular component: centrosome. The record is from RefSeq and is a predicted model, not a curated record.